Anguilla rostrata (American eel) is the source of this 2644-nucleotide messenger RNA. RefSeq names its product DnaJ (Hsp40) homolog, subfamily C, member 5 beta (gene dnajc5b). Lineage: Eukaryota; Metazoa; Chordata; Actinopteri; Anguilliformes; Anguillidae. Bases 86 to 667 code for a protein of 193 amino acids. The record is from RefSeq and is a predicted model, not a curated record. The transcript is spliced from 5 exons.
CCUGACUCCACUGACCUGCACGUCUUUGCUGGGAAAGGACCAGCAUCCAGGGGCUCAGCGGUGGAACAGGUUAUGGUCAUAGAGCAUGUCUGAGCAGAGGCAACGCACACUCUCCACGUCAGGAGAGGCCCUUUACCAGGUGCUGGGCCUGGACAAGAGCUGCACCCAUGAAGACAUUAAGAAGUCCUACAGGAAACUAGCUUUAAGAUAUCACCCAGACAAGAAUCCAGAAAACCCCGAUGCCACAGACAAAUUCAAAGAGAUAAACAACGCUCAUGCCACACUGUCGGACGUGACCAAAAGAAACAUUUACGACAAGUACGGCUCCCUCGGUCUCUACGUCUCGCAGCAGUUUGGGGAAGAGAAUGUCAACACAUACUUCAUGCUGUCCAGCUGGUGGGCUAAGGCCCUCUUUGGCAUCUGUGGCAUACUGACGGGCUGCUACUUCUGCUGCUGCCUGUGCUGCUGCUGCAACUGCUGCUGUGGGAAGUGUAAGCCCCACCCGCCGGGCGAGGAGGACCCAGAGUACUUUGAGUCUCCUGAGGACCUGGAGGAGCAGAUCCGCACUGACAUGGAGAGAGAUGGUGACACCCCCAUUGUGCUCCAGCCAACCAACGCCAGCGAGAAGACCCAGCUAAUUGGGGAUGGACACCGGACCUACACCUAAUUACAGGGACGCUCCGUUCACACCACCUCAGAGGUUAUCGUACGGAGCCUCGAAAUCCUAAUAACCAUUCCUUAACCUUGGCGGUCUCCAUGACGAAUCCCAAAACUGAGCCUACUUUUGCUCUCUGACUGCCGUCUGUAAAUAGUGUAUGUGUUUGCCCAUGCAAUUGAACUGUAAUUUGAUGUACUUCCUUGUGUUUCAACAGGAAUCAAUUCAUAAACCUUUCAGAUAGCUGCUUGUUUUCAACAUAAUCUUGGUCUUGACAUCAUGUAUUAUCCAACAGAUUUUAAAACUAGUGCAGGAAGGUCACCCACUCGCUGAUGUUGCAAUAUCUGAGGAUUAAUCCAGAUUAAUUUAGUCUUUCUUGUAAUUUCAAUAAAUACUAAUAAUCAUGAUUGUAUGUUGAUAGAAGCAUACAAAACAGUUUUUGUGCUUUUAUGGAAUGUAUGUUUGCAUUAAAUUUAAGGACCCGUAAAAAGUAUAUCUUUGACCAAAGUGUUUGGUCGAAGAUACAGAAUCAUAACAAGCUGAAAAAGAAGUUCCACAACACAGCAUGAUUUCUGAAAUUGGUAUCUCGCAUCAAAAGUCAGAACUAUAUCUGAACCUCACAAGCUUACACUCUUUGCCUCUUUCAACCACAGGAGGUCUGUCCAUAGACAAUACAGAGUACCGCCCUCAUCAAGAAUUUGAAGGGGGAAAAAUCAAUAAAAAUAAUUCUAUAAAAAUAACAAUGCCAACAAAUCACUUUUAUAUCCAUUUCUAAGUAUCUAGGAAACACAAAACCCCCUGUUGCCACUAUAAAAAUCUCAACAGCGACCUCUAGAGCAAAUUAAAAUGUAGCAGGGAGGACGCCAAUCUCUCCUCUUCCUCAAGCCUGCAUAACCAUCCAUUCAAAUGUAACUGCAUUACCCUAGCUUCUCCUCUCCUAUCUUUUACAUUGCAAAAGGGACACUUAAGGAGGAUGUCCUUCCUAACCAAUCAUCCAUCGAAGAAAUGACCUACUGUACAUCCGAUUAAAGCAGCCUAUACGGCAGGGGUUGAUCAAGUAUCACAAUGUGUGAAAGCCAUCACAUUCAGUUGUGGAGUGUGAGAUUUUGUGAAAGUUAGCUACAGAGACAGAAAUUUGUGGUAAAAUAUAGUUGUGCAAAUUUAGUGAUUUUAAAAUAGUAUUUUAUAAAUUGAAGGUAGUAAGGAGAGGUUGUAGGAGUUAUUUUUAUUCAUUUGGACAUUAUCUAGCUAGCUAGUAGAGAGAGAAGCUUUUUAUAAGAUAGCUGUCCAAAUGUAUUAGAUUUUUUAAAUUGUAGAUUUUUUAAAUUGUAGUUUUUGAAUUGAGGGUAGUAGGGUGAGAAGGCACCAUGGUUAUUAUUGUUAUUCAUUGUUGGAGGAGAUUGGGAAAGUAACAUAUUUGACACUAGAGUUUGAGCACCUAUUAUUGAUUUGGUUCAUGCUAAUGAGAGCAAAAUGUAAACGUAUUUGCCACUGUAUGUAAAAAUAUGUAGAAUAUUGGUAACAACCUCUACCUAGUUAUGUAUUUAAAAUUUCCUUGUUAUUCUCUGGAGGCUAUUUGUUCGGUACUUUUGCAGUUUUUUCUAUGCCAGCAAAUGUGUCCAAAGUCACACAACUGCGGCAUUAGCCACUUAGGGGAUGUGUACUGACCCCCAGUAGUAACCCGUAAUGCAGGCAUGCAUUCAACUGUAUUUUAGCAAAAAAACAGGUCAAUGAUCCCUCUGGGUCCUCUAUGGACAGACCUCCUGUGAGCUCCAUAAUGUUUGGGGCGAAAACAUUUUUUCUUGAUUUGACUCCACAGUUUUAGAUUUGCAAGAAACAAUGCACAUUCGGUUAAAGUGCAGCCUCAACAGCCCCAAGCUUAAUAUAUUAGCAUUUAUUUACAUAUAUUUAGUUUAAGAUCAGAGAUGAAGCAUCUUUACAAUGUUUUCUGAAAAAUACACACCUAUUAAACCUUUUGCAUUUCUUGAA